AUAUUCACUUAUAGUGAGUACAUACCUUGCAUGUCCUCUGGGCCUGUGUGUCCAGCUUUUAUGUGGGUUCUGGGUAUCUGAACUCGGGUUCUCACAGCUGCAGCACAGUAAGCACUUUGCAGGGAACUACUUACCAGCUGCUCCAGCCUAGAUUUUAUGUCAUGGUGGGGAUUAAAGCCAUGUCUCUCUCUGUGGUUGCGCGUGUGUGUGUGUGUGUGUGUGUGUGUGUGUGUGUGUGUGUGAGAGAGAGAGAGAGAGAGAGAGAGAGAGAUGGUUGGUUAGUCUUAGUUGUCAAACUGAAAAUCACCUGUAUGAUAGGACUCUAGGCAUGCAUGGGGGUGGGUUAUCUUACAUUAAGUGGGGAAAAACCAUCUUAAUUGUGGGUAGGACCAUCCCCUGAGGUAAAUCUUGGACUGUAUACAGUGAGAAAGUGAACUGAGUAGUGGGCUGCAUUAAUUUCUCUCUGCAAACAGGAUGUGGUGACCAGCUGCUUCAAGCUCCUGCUGCUUGUACUUAGGGCCUAUACUCAUAAAUUGUGGGUUGAUGAGUGGAGUGGGGUGGGAUGGGGGAAUGCGUGUCUCCUGCAUGUGCAGACUUCUCAGAAUUGGACUUCGGACCUCCCAGUUGGAUUUGUGGGUCUACAGGAACUUCCAGUUUGUUCUGGGUGCUGGGAUCUAUGCUUAAUCCUUAUGAUUCCACUGCAAGCAAGCAUUCUUAAGUGCUGAGUCAUCUCUCUAGUCCAAGAGUAUUUUAUUGAAGCAGCAGGACAGUAAAGUAAGCUCGACAGGAGUGAGCACUUCACCAUCUGAGACACAUCCCCAGCUUGAACACACCUCUGUGUAGGAAAUUAGAGGGAUUGGCAGCCACCAUUCGCUUGUGAUGUCGAUAAACUUCAUUUCACCCCGCGGAUCCAGAGGCUGAAUGAGCUGGAGGCCCAAACACGUGUAAAAUUGAAUUUCCUGGACCAGAUUGCAAAGUAUUGGGAGCUACAAGGAAGUACUCUGAAGAUUCCCCACGUGGAGAGAAAGAUCUUAGACUUGUUCCAGCUAAAUAAGUUAGUCGCAGAAGAAGGUGGGUUUGCAGUUGUUUGCAAGGAUAGAAAAUGGACCAAAAUUGCCACCAAGAUGGGUUUUGCUCCUGGUAAAGCUGUGGGCUCACAUAUCAGGGGACAUUAUGAGCGAAUACUCAAUCCAUACAAUUUGUUCCUGUCUGGAGACAGUCUGAGGUGUCUUCAGAAGCCUAACCUGACCUCCGACACAAAGGACAAGGAGUACAAACCCCAUGAUAUUCCCCAGAGGCAGUCUGUGCAGCCCGCAGAAACCUGUCCUCCGGCCCGCCGAGCAAAGCGCAUGAGAGCAGAGGCUAUGAAUAUUAAAAUUGAGCCAGAAGAGGCAACAGAAGCCAGGACUCAUAAUCUGAGACGCCGAAUGGGUUGCACAACUCCAAAAUGGGAAAAUGAGAAAGAAAUGAAAAGCACCAUCAAGCAAGAGCCCACUGAGAAGAAAGACUGCGAGUUAGAAAGUGAGAAGGAGAAGCCCAAGAGCCGGGCCAAGAAAACGGCCACUGCGGUGGACCUGUAUGUGUGCCUCUUAUGUGGAAGUGGCAAUGACGAGGACCGACUCCUACUGUGUGACGGCUGUGAUGACAGUUACCACACCUUCUGCCUGGUUCCCCCUCUCCAUGACGUUCCCAAGGGAGACUGGAGGUGUCCUAAGUGUUUGGCUCAAGAAUGUAAUAAGCCACAAGAAGCUUUUGGUUUUGAACAAGCAGCAAGGGACUAUACACUUCGUACAUUUGGAGAAAUGGCAGAUGCAUUCAAAUCUGAUUACUUCAACAUGCCAGUCCAUAUGGUUCCCACAGAGCUGGUGGAGAAGGAGUUUUGGCGGCUCGUAAGCACUAUUGAAGAAGACGUCACGGUGGAGUAUGGAGCUGAUAUUGCUUCAAAAGAGUUUGGCAGUGGCUUUCCUGUUCGAGAUGGGAAAAUCAAGAUUUCUCCUGAGGAAGAGGAAUACCUGGAUAGUGGCUGGAAUUUGAACAACAUGCCAGUGAUGGAGCAGUCUGUCCUUGCUCAUAUUACUGCUGAUAUAUGUGGCAUGAAACUCCCCUGGUUGUAUGUGGGCAUGUGCUUUUCUUCAUUCUGUUGGCACAUUGAAGACCACUGGAGCUAUUCAAUCAACUACCUACACUGGGGUGAGCCAAAAACCUGGUAUGGAGUUCCAGGCUACGCUGCUGAGCAGCUAGAAAACGUGAUGAAGAAGCUCGCUCCUGAGCUCUUUGUGUCCCAGCCGGACCUGCUCCACCAGCUGGUGACCAUCAUGAACCCCAACACUCUGAUGACUCAUGAAGUGCCUGUUUAUCGAACGAAUCAGUGUGCUGGGGAGUUUGUAAUUACGUUUCCAAGAGCCUACCACAGUGGCUUCAACCAAGGUUUUAAUUUUGCCGAGGCUGUUAACUUCUGCACUGUUGAUUGGCUGCCAUUGGGCCGCCAGUGUGUGGAGCAUUAUCGCUUGCUGCACCGUUAUUGUGUCUUUUCCCACGAUGAAAUGAUAUGCAAAAUGGCUUCUAAGGCUGAUGUAUUAGACGUUGUGGUAGCGUCAACUGUUCAGAAGGACAUGGCCAUCAUGAUCGAGGACGAGAAAGCUUUAAGGGAAACUGUUCGGAAAUUGGGAGUAAUUGAUUCUGAAAGAAUGGAUUUUGAGCUGUUGCCAGAUGAUGAGCGGCAGUGUAUAAAAUGCAAAACUACAUGCUUCAUGUCUGCCAUCUCCUGCUCUUGUAAACCUGGCCUACUUGUUUGCCUACAUCAUGUGAAAGAAUUGUGUUCUUGCCCCCCGUAUAAGUAUAACCUGCGGUAUAGAUACACUCUGGAUGAUCUCUAUCCAAUGAUGAAUGCAUUAAAGCUUCGAGCAGAGUCUUACAAUGAAUGGGCCUUAAAUGUGAAUGAAGCCUUGGAAGCAAAGAUCAAUAAGAAGAAAAGUCUUGUCAGCUUUAAAGCUUUGAUUGAAGAAUCAGAAAUGAAAAAAUUCCCAGACAAUGAUCUUUUGCGUCACCUUCGACUAGUCACGCAGGAUGCAGAAAAGUGUGCCUCUGUUGCCCAGCAGUUGCUUAAUGGCAAAAGGCAAACAAGGUAUCGAUCUGGUGGAGGAAAGUCUCAGAAUCAGCUGACGGUGAAUGAACUUAGACAGUUUGUGACUCAGCUGUAUGCUCUGCCGUGCGUCCUUAGUCAGACACCGUUGCUAAAGGAUCUCUUGAAUCGUGUGGAAGAUUUCCAACAGCAAAGCCAAAAACUACUGUCUGAGGAAAUGCCUAGCGCUGCCGAGCUACAGGAGUUGCUGGAUGUCAGCUUUGAAUUUGAUGUUGAGCUUCCACAGCUCACUGAGAUGCGCAUUCGCUUAGAGCAGGCCCGCUGGCUGGAAGAGGUUCAGCAGGCUUGCCUGGACUCCAGCUCCCUUUCUUUGGAUGAUAUGAGACGACUCAUAGACUUAGGGGUGGGGCUGGCUCCAUAUUCUGCUGUGGAGAAAGCUAUGGCCCGCCUGCAGGAGCUGCUAACAGUGUCAGAACACUGGGACGACAAAGCCAAGAGUCUCCUCAGAGCAAGACCACGGCAUUCUUUGAGUAGCCUUGCUACAGCAGUCAAAGAGAUGGAGGAGAUCCCCGCCUACCUGCCCAAUGGUACAGUCCUGAAGGAUUCUGUGCAAAGAGCCAGAGACUGGGUUCAGGAUGUGGAUGCAUUGCAGGCAGGAGGACGUGUGCCAGUGUUAGAGACACUCAUUGAACUUGUUGCAAGAGGCCGAUCUAUCCCAGUACAUCUCAAUUCUUUACCAAGAUUGGAAAUGUUAGUAGCUGAAGUUCAUGCAUGGAAAGAAUGUGCUGCUAAAACAUUCUUGCCUGAGAAUUCUACAUAUUCUCUGUUAGAGGUUCUUUGCCCUCGGUGUGACAUUGGCCUUUUGGGGCUGAAAAGGAAACAGAGAAAGUUGAAGGAGCCCUUGCCGAGUGGAAAGAAGAGAAGCACCAAGUUAGAGAGCCUGAGCGAUCUGGAGAGGGCUCUGAUGGAGAGCAAAGAGACUGCGGCAGCUAUGGCAACUCUUGGGGAAGCUCGCCUACGAGAGAUGGAAGCUUUGCAGUCUCUCAGAUUUGCCAAUGAAGAGAAAUUGCUGUCACCUGUCCAAGACUUAGAGAUGAAAGUCUGCUUGUGUCAGAAGACUCCAGCCACUCCCAUGAUUCAGUGUGAACUCUGCAGGGAUGCUUUCCAUACUAGUUGUGUGGCAGCACCCAGUAUUUCACAAAGCUCCCGAAUCUGGCUUUGUCCUCACUGUCGGAGGUCAGAGAAGCCUCCAUUAGAGAAAAUUCUGCCUCUGCUGGCCUCCCUACAGCGUAUACGAGUUCGUCUUCCUGAAGGAGAUGCACUCCGAUACAUGAUUGAAAGAACCGUGAACUGGCAACAUAGAGCCCAGCAGCUGCUUUCUUCAGGGAAUCUAAAACUUGUGCAAGACCAAGUGGGUUCUGGACUGUUGUCUAGCAGAUGGCCAGCCUCAGCAGGACAGGCAUCAGCAACAGACAAGGUGUCUCAGCCUCCUGGCACAACAUCCUUUUCAUUGCCCGAUGACUGGGACAACAGAACCUCAUAUUUACACUCUCCCUUCUCUACUGGACAGAGUUGUCUCCCCCUCCAUGGUUUGAGUCCAGAAGUGAAUGAAUUGCUGAUGGAAGCCCAGCUGCUCCAGGUAUCCCUUCCUGAAAUUCAGGAGCUUUAUCAGACUCUACUUACUAAGCCAAGCUCUGUUCAGCAAGCUGACCGAAGUUCACCAGUUAGAUCCAGCAGUGAGAAGAACGAUUGCCUUCGAGGGAAACGAGAUGCAAUCAACAGUCCUGAGAGGAAACUGAAAAGGCGCCCAGAAAGAGAAGGCCUUCCUAGCGAGCGGUGGGAUCGAGUUAAACACAUGCGGACCCCCCAAAAGAAGAAAAUCAAACUGAGUCACCCCAAGGACAUGGACAGUUUCAAGUUAGAAAGAGAGCGUAGCUAUGACUUAGUGCGUAAUGCUGAAACUCAUUCCCUGCCCUCAGACACAUCCUACUCCGAACAGGAGGACUCUGAGGAUGAAGAUGCCAUCUGUCCAGCUGUGAGCUGCCUGCAGCCAGAAGGAGAUGAGGUGGACUGGGUCCAGUGUGAUGGCAGCUGCAAUCAGUGGUUUCACCAGGUCUGUGUUGGUGUCUCUCCAGAGAUGGCAGAGAAGGAAGACUACAUCUGUGUGCGCUGUACUGGGAAGGACGCACCAAGCCGAAAGUAAAAACAAAACACACACUCACUUCAUGUAAUUCAGGACUCCAAUAAAGAAGAUUUCCUCAAUCUCAGCAAAGCUACAGGACUGGGGUCGAGCCAGCCUGUACACGGUGCUAUUUCUAUUCCUUAUGGGAUCAUUUUUCCAGAACUCUUUGAAAAAAAGAAAAAACAACUAAAAAAAUUUUGACACUUUUUUGUAAUUUUUUUCCUUAAAAGCUGUUUGUGGUUGUUGAAGUUUAAAAUGCUGACUGUUUUUUGCAGGGGUCUCUACUGAUUACGAAGGUAUUGGAGUUUGCACCUUUUUGUGUACAGCAAAACAUUGUACUUCUGCCUGGGAUAUGCCGGCUUAAGAGUCCAACUCAGUUUCAGAGCCCAGCAGGGGCACCAGAAUUCCAGUAACCCUCACAGAGCAGCCGCGCUCCUUUGUCUGUCACCACAUUGGGGGGAUUUUAAGUUUUUACUUUGGGGUUUUUGUUCCUUUCUUUCUCCCCUUUUCCUUUCUGGUAGGCUAGGUUUAUUUAUCUCAGCAAUAACUUCUAUGUUGGUUUCAGUGGCUGGAAUUAAAACAAAACAAACUUCUAAACAGUGUGUUGGUGCUUUAGCAUUUGGCUCAUGUACAGAAAGCAAAUGUCUAGUUUCUGGUGUCACUGCACUAGUGAUUUAGGAAGAGACUGCGCUGUAAGUAAUCGCCCGCCACGGCUGUAUUUUGGCUUUCUCCCUACUCAGUCCCCCACCCCCACCCUUUUUUUUUUUUUUUUUUUUUGGUAGAAUGUAUCAAAUGUUGCAGUUUAUAUUGUGGAAUAAUAAAUCCUUGGUCCUAUUCUAACACUAGACUACAGCUUCUUCUGCCCUUCCACCUCGUGGGCCUGCAGAACCAGAAGGGUUGCUUGCUUCUGCUUCUUCCCAGGCAGGCAGCCGCAGAAGUGUGUUUGCUCUAGGAGACUCUGUAGCCUUAUUCUCUGGGUGGGCCUGUGCCUUCAUGCCCCACUAAUAAAGAAUCCCUGUCUUUAAAGACCAGAGCCAGUCCUUUAAGCCAUGUUCUUUUUCAGUAAGCCCUCAGAAUAUUGGAGUGGUCCCCAAAUCACUCCAGACUGUAAGACAGCUCUCCUAUGGAAUGCUUUUAUUGUCAUUGAAUUGACAGGGAAGUUUGGUUGAGAUGUGGUCCAUCAUCUUAGAGGCUCAGAUCUGUUGUAUCAGUUGAGGGGGACCUUGGGCCUGCCUGGGAUUUCUCUGCCAUCUAUGUAAUUUCAUCAGUCUCUCUGGUUGUGGACAGCCGAUACCAGUUUCCCCUGAUCUGCAGAGAGGAAGACUUCCAGUGAGCAGAACAGGCUCUUGCUCACUUUUCUCCUAAGUUGUUGCAAGCUCUUGUUUUCCUCACUGUCUGUAGCCAUAAGCCUGAUGGUGGGCAGAGUUAGCAGACCUUUAAUAAAACAUCAAAAAGCAGUUUGUGAAAUAGCGAAAAUUUAAAUGUACUGUCCCCUAUGCAAUCCAGGUAAUUAAAUCUGUUUAAGAAUAA
Messenger RNA from Mus musculus (house mouse), 6794 nucleotides. RefSeq names its product lysine demethylase 5B (gene Kdm5b). Gene Ontology annotation, molecular function: histone H3K4 demethylase activity; zinc ion binding; histone H3K4me/H3K4me2/H3K4me3 demethylase activity. Gene Ontology annotation, biological process: lens fiber cell differentiation; cellular response to fibroblast growth factor stimulus; response to fungicide. The record is from RefSeq and is a predicted model, not a curated record. Gene Ontology annotation, cellular component: nucleoplasm; nucleus. The transcript has 27 exons. Lineage: Eukaryota; Metazoa; Chordata; Mammalia; Rodentia; Muridae. Bases 1125 to 5285 code for a protein of 1386 amino acids.